AUGCCGAACAAUGUGGCCAGAAAAUUUUUGUGNACAAUUUUAGCUCUAACCACAGAUGAUAUUCGUCGAUACACCCAACAGGAUUUGGCCUGGGUCGUGUUUGUUGCAUUCAAUGUUUCUUACGAAUGCCUCGCAUCGGAAGACGAGCCGUGUGUGAUACAACCGAUAUAUAAGCCGAGAACCGCGGAAUGUACGGACAUGUUUGACUACGAAUCCAAGUUGUUUGUGUUCGCGCUUCAUCAGUCUAAGGAAUUUCAACCAAAUGAAUUUUUUGGCGAGACGAUUGCACAGCAUAUUGACAAUCCGGAUUAUGCCGUGCACUUCAUGGAUUACAGUCAAUUUCGUAACCCCAUGCUAUUCAACGGGACACCAACACACGCCAAUCGAUACGCCCUGUUCCGAUGUGACUGGAGCUCGGUUUUGCACAUGUUCUCACAACAAAUUGAUCUGCUGGAUAAUUUCGAUUUGAUGGAGAGAUUUUUCUACACCCCCUCGCCUACAUACACGCUGCAACCGGAUCUCCGAUCUCUGUUCCCGUUUGCACACAUCACUGAACUCAUGGUGAGACAGGAACGAAGCGCUUGCAGUAUGCAAAACGAAAUCAAAGGGAAUCCGACCGUAUCCUCGAUCUUCCCGAUGCCAAGACAUUGUAACGAACGCGGGCUUGAACUGUUUCUUGAAAAAGUGAAACAAAACGUAACACGGUUACAUGAUUUGGUGAAACACUGGAAGCUUCAUGUGAACAUAUGGGUGCACACUUUACGCUUUCAUACAUAUGUGAUGCUUUGGUAUCGAAGCCUAUCUCGAAAGGAACUUAGCUUGCAGAUGUUAAGACAUUGGAAUGUGCACUUUGUUCAGGAGCCCUUUUCAAAAGUGUAUUGGAAUUCAUUGUACCGAGGUAGUCGGAUAGUUUGCAAGUUGCAAGUUUUAGCUGAAAUAUUAAAAAACGUCACAGGAGAAUGGCCGAAGAUGCGGUGA
Molecule: messenger RNA, 978 nt
Organism: Echinostoma caproni
Lineage: Eukaryota; Metazoa; Platyhelminthes; Trematoda; Plagiorchiida; Echinostomatidae
Source: the annotation of a GenBank genome assembly